AUGGCAGUGUCGGAGAAUACGGUGAGUUCAGUCCUGGUUCGAGAGGAAGGACGAAGCCAGAAUCCUAUAUACUAUGUUAGCAAGAUGCUGCAAGGAGCGGAGAAACGAUACUUCGAGAUGGAGAGAUUGGCACUUGCGUUGGUCGUUACCGCAAGGAAACUUCGACCUUACUUUCAGUCCCACAAGAUCGUUGUGCUUACAAAUCAUCCAUUGAAGCACGUCAUGACACGUCCCGAGGGUUCUGGAAGGUUAGUGAAAUGGGCAAUAGAGUUGGGGAAAUAUGACAUAGACUACCGAGCCAGGGUCGCACAAAAAGCACAAGUAGUGGCAGAUUUCAUGGUCGAAUUAAUGGGGGAUCCAGCCGAGGAAUCUAAGGGAAAGUGGAUGCUGCAUGUAGAUGGGUCUUCAAACGCUAGUAACAGAGGAGCAGGAAUUUGGAUUCAAGGUCCUGAAAGAAUCGAGAUCGAAGUUGUAGCGAAGCUAUUCUUUUCAGUCACCAACAACGAAGCAGAAUAUGAGGCCAUGAUCUUAGGACUGGAGCUAGCGCAUGAGACAGGAGCCAAGGACUUAGAGGUAUUCACAGAUUUCCAAUUGGUCGCUAUGCAAGUAGAGGGAACUUAUGAAACGCGAGAAAGGACGAUGGUCUCUUACAAAGAGAUCGUGCAAGGGUGGAUGGGCAGGUUCUAUAGCUGCACGAUCCAGCAAAUCCCCCGCAAUGAAAAUGAUGAGGCAGAUGCAUUAUCGAAGUUUGGAGCAACCAUGUCUGGGAUUAGAGAUCGCAAAAUCACAGCGUUGGUGCGAGAGAGAGCUGCGAUCGGAAAGAGCGUGUACGUGAACUUAGUCGAGGAGUCCAAAUCUUGGAAGGACGAGAUCGUGGGAUAUUUGCAGGAUGGUACCUUGCCUUCCGACCCUGUUCGAGCAAAGAGAAUCAAAUUUUAUGCGAUUUGUUUCACCAUUAUUUCAGGACAGCUAUACAAGAGAACUGUGGAUGGACCAUUGCUGAAGUGCUUGAAUCCUGAGCGAGCAGAAUAUGUAUUGAGGGAAAUACAGGCAGCUGCGGCAAUUAUUCUGGAGUAA
This is a messenger RNA of Sesamum indicum (sesame), 1077 nucleotides long. RefSeq lists its product as uncharacterized. The record is from RefSeq and is a predicted model, not a curated record. NCBI's taxonomy places the organism in Eukaryota, Viridiplantae, Streptophyta, Magnoliopsida, Lamiales, Pedaliaceae. Gene Ontology annotation, molecular function: nucleic acid binding; RNA-DNA hybrid ribonuclease activity.